AUGGGUAAUUACCUUCAAAAUUUUCGUGGUAAUACUGACGAUAGGCCUAGAGAAACCAGACGAAGAGCAAGAUGGUUACCAAUAGCAGCUUUAUGUAUAGUUUUGGUGGUAGUAUUCCUCAUUGCUGUUAUAAUAGUUUGUUCAUUGAUCCCAUUGUACGUAUCGAAGAAAGGAACUGGUGUAGUAGCAGAUAAGGCGCUUAGUGCUGGAACUUUUAAUAUGGCAUUUGCUACUGAUUUCAGCAGUAGCACUGGGGAAUCAAUUACUAAUGAUGAUUCACUUACUCGUCAAUUCAAUCAAAAAAUGGGGUACUCGAACGAUGUCUUAAGUGUAAAAUCGGUUUCCUUGGGAACUGGUAGCAUUACAAGCACCAAGAGGCGAAAACGGCAACUACGAGAUGCAGUAUCUUGCGAUGCAGUUGAAGCAGAUUCUAAUGUAGGCAAAGGUGACAAACUCAUAAUUGUAAUCAUCAUCAAUGAAUGCCCAAAAACUAUGUGCAGGACUGCUAGUUGCUUUACGCAAUGUAUACCUCCAACCAAGACCGAUAUGCAAUCGAAACUUAGCUCGACUUCAUUCGAUAUUGUAACAAAUCUUGGAUCAUACACAGUUUCCGUUCGAUUUUGCACGUUUGGUCAAGUGCUUUUAGUUUCGACAGUACCACCAUUAAUAUUACCAAAUCUAUCAACUACAAAUUCAAUCAACAUAACAUCAACACUAACAGCAACAGGUAUGCCAUCCACGCUACCAGCAAUAACAUCAACACCACAACCACCGCCACUAACUACCACCACAACUGACAUAUCAACUACGACAACUGCCACAGCAACUACUCAGAAAAAAAUUAAGGAUACAACAACCGAUACAACAACAACAACAACAACAACUACUACUACUACAACAACUACAACAUCAACGACUACAACUACUACAACAACAACAACAACUACAACUACUACAACAUCAACAACAACUACAACAACAACUACGACUGCAGCAGCGGGAGGGACACAAGCUUGCAGUAAUACUGUUUGUUGUACUAAUACUUGCACUCCAUGUACCAAUAAUAAUGGUACUCUUUACUGUCAAAAGUAUUUUUAUACUGGUCCUACCUAUACUGGUGGUAGUUUUUUUGGUAUGCUUACUUUUACGACGAAUACUUAUUAUGGUUCUGUUUAUGUUACUAAUACUUGUAGCGGUCCUCCUUUUUCUGUUUCUAUUUCUAAUUCGGAUACGUGUUCUUGA
Molecule: messenger RNA, 1242 nt
Organism: Adineta steineri
Lineage: Eukaryota; Metazoa; Rotifera; Eurotatoria; Adinetida; Adinetidae
Source: the annotation of a GenBank genome assembly